This is a messenger RNA of Caenorhabditis angaria, 2991 nucleotides long. The record is from the annotation of a GenBank genome assembly. Lineage: Eukaryota; Metazoa; Nematoda; Chromadorea; Rhabditida; Rhabditidae.
AUGGUAAGUGUUUUCAAAUCACAACAUGUCAGCUCAAUGAAAAUUAGCAAUCGGCGAGAGUGAGCGAGAUGCAGACAUUUUCACGUGAAAAUCUAAUUUUUUGCAUUGAAAAAAAUAUGAUAAUUAUUUUUAAUAAAAACGUGAACUAGUCUGUCUCUUUUUCUGUCUGUCUCUUUUUUAAUUGGAGAGUUUCUCUGCGUCCCCAUCACUCUCACCGAUUGCUCUUUGACAUGAUGUGAAAUAUCAUUAUUAUUAAAAUUAAUAUUGAUAUUUUCGAAAAAUAAGGAAGUAUUGUUACAUUUAAAAAUCUAGUUCCUGUUGUCUAGUUCUUUUUUCCCUGAAGAAUUAAAAAAAAUAUUACCCAUUUUCAUGUUAGCGAUGUGUAGGUGUUUGCAGUCACAGCAAAUUUUUCUCUACGUCGCGUGAAACAAAAAAAAAUUGCAGUGUUACUCAGAAAACGUCUCAUCAGCCGUCGGCGAGAAAAUAUCACAGGCAUAAAUUCUUGACUUUCGAUUGCAACCAACAAGAUUCACGUUAGUUUUUGGCGAAAAUAUGUUUGAAUGCCCCAUUCAUAGUCCCAACACCAGUUUAGAAGUCGCAGCCAUGCCCUACUACUGCCAGAUAAAGGUCAUAAACAUCCACACCCAUGCAAAUCAGCCGUACCCCAUUUUAUCUUUAAAAAAAUCCUCACCUUAGUUUAAUUCAGCUUGUUACUCAAAUUUCUGCCAACUUUUUUCCACUGAUUGAUAUGAAAAGAUUAGAAAUACCAUCGUUUUCUUAUUCGAUCAGAAAAAUAAAUGAGGAAUUAUCGACCACGUUAUUCAGGACACGUUCCUUUUUUUUCAGAAAAACAAAUUGUACACGUUCAUUUUUCUAGAACAUUCUUUUCAUUUAUUUCGAAAUUUUCAGAUGUCCUCAACAAGACUGUUUUUGGCGUGGUCCAACUGAUAUGGCACUUCGUAAACAUAUGCAAGUUCACGGUGCAAAACAACCAGUUAUUUAUUCUGGAAACAAGCCAAAUGGAACGAAUUCGAAUGAUCCACAAGUAAAAGUUCAACUUGUACAACCGAAACCGAAAGGAGUGAAAUGCAGUGAAUGUGAUACUUUUGCAUAUUCGAGACCAUUGUUGUUGAGACAUAUGCAUGAUUCUCAUGGAAUUGAAGCGCCUCUUAUUAGAAGAACAUUUGCAAAUCGAGAAAUGUUACAGGUUGGUUGUUUUUUUCAAAAAUGCGAAAACAUUUCACCAGAAAUUGUUCUCCUUCUUGAUAUAAAAACUUUUCAUAAAAAAAUUCAUAACUUAUUUUCAGACUUGGCUCGAUUCACUUCGUGAAACCCACGCAGUCGAAUUCGUCGUUUCUUCUGGCUCGAAAAAAUGGGGACGUGGACUCCAAGUUCAUUAUUUGACAUGUUCGAGAAGUGGAGAUCAAAAAGAAAGACCGAAUAAAAAAUAUGUUCGGCCACCAAGACCAUCAAUUAAAUGUGGACGAAAUUGUAUGGCUUAUUUGAAGGUUAGAUUUUAAUUAGAAAAUUAUGGGGAGAUGAGGCUGAGAUUAUUUUUUUGAACCAAAUAAUGUUAUUCCAGAUAAAACAAAAUCCAACAGUUUCGGAACUUCAAAUUGAAGGAUGUUUACAUCACAGUGGACAUGAAAUUGAUCACACAAGAAUGAUGUUGGAACCAAAUGAGGUAAACAAAAAUUCCAGAUUUUUUUAAACUUCUAAAUUUUGCAGUUAUCGAGUGUUGGUUGUAUUGUUGAUGCUGUAAAUGAAGGAAUGGAUAUAAUGGGAAGUGUCGAAACACUUCGAUCUUAUCUUGGAAAUUCAGGAAGAUUUAGACUAGUCAAUGAUAGAGGAAUUAUUGAACAAAUGCCAGUUUGGUUUGAUCAGGUAAUUUUAUUUUUGAAUAGAUGGGUUCACACUUCGGCCAGAAUCGUGGUUUCCAAAAUAAAAAAUGUACGUUAACUUUUUAGAAUAGGAAAACUGUGCAUUUUUCAGUUUCUGCCCUCUAAAAACUGAAAUUCAGUUGUUUUUUCAAAAUUGUACUCUGGUUAGCCACAGAUUGGCCAAGGUGUGGAUGGAUUUAUGAUUAUUUGUUAUCCCAACAAUAGGCUACUUAAGUUGUUGAUUUUUCAUAUUUCUAAUGUUUCAGUAUCACCGUGCGAUGUCUGAUUAUAUGAAUGACGGAAGUCAUCCGAUUCCUUCAAUGUAUCGUGGAUCUGGAGCUUUGGCGAUUCCGGCAACACAAAACGGACAACCAAAAUCAGGAAGACGUUUUAAUUUUGCGAUGAAUCGAGAUAUCAAACGAGAAAUGGAUUAUGAAUAUAAAAGUGUUCCGAUUCGUUUUAAUGGAAAUACAAUUCAACGAAAUUAUGGACAACAACAAUCUUUCACACCAACACUUUAUGAUGAAAAGGUAAUAUUUUUGUUUCAUGAAAAUUAUGUAGGAAUAUUGUAGUUUGGACCACUUAAGAAAUCCAGAAUAUUAUUUUUUAAACGGUCGAUUACAUUAAAAAUUUGUAAUUUUGGAACUAAUUUUCUCAAAUAAUUUUUUCCAAAAAAAUCGCAAAAACGUUUGUUUUCCAGAAAAUAAAAAUCGAAAUAGAUGAAGAGGAAAAUCUAGCAUCACAAAGUUUGUUGAAUAAUGAAAAUUGUUUGAUGGAAAUGAAACAUGAAGAUAUUUUCGAUUCUCCAAUGAUUGGAGGCGAAGAAAGUCGACUUUUAGAAGAUGAUGAUAUUUUAUGUGGAGGAGAAGAAGCUUCUGGAAUAACAUCAACAAUUGAUGGAAUAUUAAAUGCAAAUCUUCCUGAUAAUUUUGGCGAUGUUAUGUGCGGAGUUGAUGAUUUGAAUACUGAUUUUAAUUGUGGAAUGGACGAUGCUGAAUUUAAUGAGGUAAAUUGUUUUAUUAUUUUUAAUUUGCAAAUUAAUAAAAAUUAUAAUUCUUUUCAGUUGCUCGGUUUUGAUUUCGAUCAACGUGGAAGUAUUAAUUGUUCGUAG